AUGUUGACACGGUUGAAGGUUGAAAUUGGGCUUGAAGUUGCUGCACCUGCACUACUAACGUUCUGGAAUGUUCCUUUGCUUGCAAUUCUAAUACGCAGAUCUGAUGGGGUUUAUUUUCAGAAGCUUCCAGAUCUGGCCUUGAUACUUGCAGGAACUGAAAUGUUAGCAGUGACAUUAGAAUGGGCAAUGUCUAAUUUGAUUAAUCAUCUCGAUGUGUUGAAGAAGGCUAGAGUAGAGUUGGACACUCAAAUUGAGCAAGAUAAAUGGAUAGAUGAACAAGAUGUUCCCAAAUUACACUACCUCCAAUGUAUCAUCUCAGAGACAUCUCGAUUGUACCCUCCUGGCCCUUUGUUAGUACCUCAUUCGUCUUCUAAUGAUUGUACUAUCGAAGGAUAUGAUAUACCAUGUGACACAAUGUUAUUGGUCAAUGCAUGGGUCAUACAUAGAGAUCUUGAGUUGUGGGAAGAUACUACUAGUUUUAAACCUGAGAGGUUUGAAAUUGGUGAGGUUGACCCACAUAAGUUAAUGCCUUUUGGAUUAAGGAGGAGGGCUUGUCCUGGGGCAGGCCUUGCCCAACGUACGAUGAGAUUGACUUUGGGAUUGUUGAUUCAAUGCUUUGAGUGGGAAAGGAUUACUAAAGAAAAAGUUGACAUGGCUGAAGGUAAUGGACUCACCAUGCCAAAAGCUGUCCCAUUGGAAGCCAUGUGUAAAGCGCGCCCUCUCAUGCAUGAGGUUCUUUCCGAAUCUAUGCAUGAUGUUUGA
This is a messenger RNA of Quercus lobata, 762 nucleotides long. Its product is annotated as cytochrome P450 81Q32-like. The record is from RefSeq and is a predicted model, not a curated record. Lineage: Eukaryota; Viridiplantae; Streptophyta; Magnoliopsida; Fagales; Fagaceae. The coding region runs from base 1 to 762 and encodes 253 amino acids. The transcript has 3 exons. Gene Ontology annotation, molecular function: iron ion binding; monooxygenase activity; oxidoreductase activity, acting on paired donors, with incorporation or reduction of molecular oxygen.